CUUCUCGCCACUGCCUCUCUCAGGAAGGGAGCCGUCGCUUGCUGCACGGACCCGAGUCACAACUCUCCAUUCUCUCUCCCUGCUGCAGCACAGACAGAGCCACAACUCUCACACUCUCUCUCCCUGCUGCAGCACAGACAGAGCCACACUCUCACACACUCUCCACUCACACACUCUCCACUCACAACUCACACACUCUCCACUCACAACUCACACACUCUCCACUCACAACUCACACACUCUCCACUCACAACUCUCAUACUCACUCCCUGCCUGCUGAAGCACAGAGCCACAACUUCCACACUCACUCCCUGCCUGCUGCUGCUGCCGCUGCAUCACCCCCUGCCUCGCCACCACGCGACCCAGUCCCAGGGAACCUCUCCUCUCCAGCAGCUGGGCCGAAUCCCGCCUACGCCAUGAGCGGAUACAGCGUGACCCUGGAAGGACAGCCGCCCUGGGGCUUCCGUCUCCAGGGAGGCAAGGACUUCAAUAUGCCGCUCACCGUCUCACGGGUGAGUACGCUGUGACCGCCUGGCAGCAAGUCGGCGCAGGCGAACAUGAGCUCGGGCGACGUGGUGACGGCCAUCGACGGGGUGAGCACGGCCGGGAUGACGCACCUGGAGGCCCAGAACAAGAUCAAGGCGAGCAUCGGGAAUCUGAAGCUCAGGCUUGCAGAGGUGUGGGCUCUCUUCGAAUUCUGA
Molecule: messenger RNA, 701 nt
Organism: Lethenteron reissneri (Far Eastern brook lamprey)
Lineage: Eukaryota; Metazoa; Chordata; Hyperoartia; Petromyzontiformes; Petromyzontidae
Product: PDZ and LIM domain protein 5-like
Biological process (GO): actin cytoskeleton organization; heart development; muscle structure development
Cellular component (GO): adherens junction; Z disc; filamentous actin
Molecular function (GO): muscle alpha-actinin binding; actin binding
Source: RefSeq, a predicted model, not a curated record